Desarmillaria tabescens is the source of this 902-nucleotide messenger RNA. RefSeq lists its product as uncharacterized. The record is from RefSeq and is a predicted model, not a curated record. NCBI's taxonomy places the organism in Eukaryota, Fungi, Basidiomycota, Agaricomycetes, Agaricales, Physalacriaceae. Gene Ontology annotation, molecular function: D-glutamate cyclase activity. Gene Ontology annotation, biological process: glutamate metabolic process. The transcript has 3 exons. Bases 1 to 789 code for a protein of 262 amino acids.
AUGUCUGUCUCCCAAGUCAGAAGUCCUUAUGAUGUCCGUAUUCUAUGCAGGAAUAAGGCCUUUAAUGCGCCAAGUACUGCGGGUCUCUGCCCUGGAUAUUCGCAGGCGAACGUUAUAAUCUUGCCCAAUAAAUUCGCUGCCGACUUCCGAUGCCCUCUCCUUGGUGAGACGAAGCCGGGUGACCCUCAAGUCCCCGAAGCGCUUGCGGCAGAUAGCGAUGUUCGGACCGAUUGCCCUUCCUACAACGUCUAUCGCGAUGGCGUAUUUUCCGAGCAAAAGGAAAGCAUUGAGCAAGAGUGGCGCAACGAUAGUGUUACCUUCUUUAUCGGCUGUUCUUAUUCCUUUGAGGCGGCUCUCGCCAAGAACGGUCUUGCUCCCAGGCAUUUGGAGCUAGGUCGUGCUGUACCUAUGUACAGGACGAGCUACCGGCUCUGUCCCGCAGGAGUUUUUAGUGGACACAUGGUGGUAUCCAUGAGGCCGUAUCGGUUAGCUGAUCUCGAGCGUGUCCGUGAUAUUACCCGUCCUUUCGUCAAAACCCACGGCGAACCUGUCGCCUGGGGACCGGAAGGCGCCAAAUCCCUAGGGAUUACUGACCUCGAUGGAACGAACCCCGACUUUGGCGAUCCCACUGUGAUUAAGGAUGGCGAAAUAGCUGUUUACUUUGGAUGCGGAGUGACUCCGCAGUUGUCCGUUAUGGACAGUGGCAUCGCCGGGGAAGUAGUUGGUCACACGCCUGGACGCAUGCUGAUGCUGGAUAUAAAAGAUGAGGACGUUUGUGUCUCGGUUUAAAUAGUCCUAUGUAUUUCUUCUUUCUGCUUCGAGCCUUUAAAGAUCUGUACACGAUUCUUGAGUCCACUACAUACGUACCUUCGCAUUUGAACCUGAAUAAUCAUCGAGCGCAA